This is a messenger RNA of Adineta ricciae, 276 nucleotides long. The record is from the annotation of a GenBank genome assembly. Lineage: Eukaryota; Metazoa; Rotifera; Eurotatoria; Adinetida; Adinetidae.
GGUGUCGAAAAUCUAACCAAUGGAGAUCGUUUCGAUGGAAAAUGGCAAAACGGUGAAAAACAUGGGCAAGGUGUUCAAACAUUUGCUAACGGUGCUAAAUUCGAAGGACAAUGGAAGAACAGCGAACGACAAGCAGAAGGCCGUUUAACUUUAGUCAACGGUACCUACUAUCAAGGACAUAUUGGCAAUGAUCAUAUUAAACAAGCAAGAAGUAAUCAAACUCUAGGCAUGCAAUGCAACCGAACUCGAUACACCUAUACAUAUACUUAUCAAUGA